UGAUUUUGCAUUUCCGGGGGGGAGAACUGUAUGUAAACAAAACAGUUUUCUGUCAGCUUGUGCACACUGCUUUGGAUGGCUGUGCACAGCACAGCCAUGCAAAGCAGUGUGCUUACAGUGAAGCACAUGGACGCAGCACAGAGUAAAACAGCACUCAGCACGCAGUUAACCCUUUGAUUGCCCCUCAUGUUAACCCCUUCCUGCCCAGUGUCAUUAGUACAGUGUCAGUGCUUUUUUUCUUAUAGCACUGAUCACUGUAUUGGUGUCACUGUGGAUAUUAGUGACACCAAGUCAGUUCCCCCAGUGUCAGAAUGCCCGCCACAGUCCCGUAAU
Molecule: messenger RNA, 333 nt
Organism: Staurois parvus
Lineage: Eukaryota; Metazoa; Chordata; Amphibia; Anura; Ranidae
Source: the annotation of a GenBank genome assembly